AUGGCGGCACCCAUCCUUCUCGUCAUUGCAGAUGGCGGAACAGCCAUCCCGCCAUUACCACUUGCGGGAUCCAUUGAAAAAACAGGGAAGACUGAGUUUCUGGAUGAACUCAACACCAUUGCUGGUUUGAGGCACAAGAAUUUGGUUCAGCUUCAAGGUUGGUGCGUUGAGAAGGGGGAGUUGCUGCUUGUGUAUGACUUCAUGCCCAAUGGAAGCUUGGACAAGAUGCUUUACAAGGAACCUGAAAGGGGGAAGCUUUUGAGUUGGUCUCACAGGCAAAACAUUGCACUAGGGUUGGCUUCUGUGCUGGUUUACCUUCACCAAGAGUGUGAGCAGAGAGUGAUUCACAGGGAUAUUAAGGCUGGGAACAUAUUGCUGGAUGGAAAUUUCAACCCUAGGUUAGGGGAUUUUGGACUGGCAAAGCUUAUGGAUCAUGAUAAGGGCCCUGUUUCCACUUUAACUGCUGGAACAAUGGGGUACCUUGCACCUGAGUAUCUUCAGUAUGGAAAAGCCACUGAUAAGACUGAUGUUUUCAGCUAUGGGGUGGUUGUGCUUGAGGUGGCUUGUGGGAGGAGGCCAAUUGAAAGAGAAGGGUAUAAGAUGUUGAAUCUGAUUGAUUGGGUUUGGGGCCUUCACUCUGAAGGAAAAGUGAUUGAGGCAGCUGAUAAAAGGUUGAAUGGGGAGUUUGAGGAGGAGAAGAUGAGGAAAUUGUUGAUUUUGGGGUUGAGUUGUGCUAAUCCUGAUAGUGCUGAGAGACCCUCCAUGAGGAGAGUGCUGCAAAUUCUAAACAAUGAGGCUGCACCACUUGCUGUGCCAAAAGUGAAGCCAACACUCACCUUUUCUUCUGACCUACCUCUGCCUCUCACUAUUGAGGACAUUGUUUCAGAGGCGGAUCAAGAGUCUAUGUGCAAGAUCAAAAUUGACUGA
Messenger RNA from Glycine soja, 927 nucleotides. Its product is annotated as probable L-type lectin-domain containing receptor kinase S.7. Gene Ontology annotation, biological process: protein phosphorylation. The record is from RefSeq and is a predicted model, not a curated record. Gene Ontology annotation, molecular function: ATP binding; protein kinase activity. The coding region runs from base 1 to 927 and encodes 308 amino acids. Gene Ontology annotation, cellular component: plasma membrane. The transcript has 2 exons. Lineage: Eukaryota; Viridiplantae; Streptophyta; Magnoliopsida; Fabales; Fabaceae.